Molecule: messenger RNA, 5178 nt
Organism: Archocentrus centrarchus (flier cichlid)
Lineage: Eukaryota; Metazoa; Chordata; Actinopteri; Cichliformes; Cichlidae
Gene: ccdc18
Product: coiled-coil domain containing 18
Exons: 25
Coding region: 536-4804 (1422 amino acids)
Source: RefSeq, a predicted model, not a curated record
CUAAGAAUUACAAACUGUUUUGGAUACCUUCCGCUUCACUGCAUUUCCAUUGGGUAAUCUUUGUUACAGUGGAAGUGAUAAAUACCUAUUUUCUACUUUUAUAGCGUUAGGAUACUAAACAUUAACAGCUCAAUGAAAAGUUAAAUGCUGUGUCGCUCGUUUGGUGAUAAGGUUGAGUAGCUAGCCACCUGUUGAUCCAUCGAGCAUCUUUGUUUACAUUUAGCGAGCGUUGCUGUGCCGCUGUGAUCUCAGAUAUUUAAAGCAUAACCAGAUGCUGAUGAAGUUAAAGGUCUUCUGGACCUUUUCAUCUGUGCACAUAAGCUGUAAACAUUGCUUCAGCGCCGGAAAGCAAGACACGCACCCGUCAUUAGUCUGAUGUUUGGGCUCGAGGAGAGAUUAACCGAAGAGGUAAUCUGACUGACCGAGCUCAGCCUGCACAGAAGCUGAGUUCUCUACACUCAGUGAGAUGGCCGUGGUGAUGAAUAGGUUCAGCAGAAUCCCGGCUGCCUGAUGUUGCAAGACCUUCAGACAUCUGAUGUUCCUCUGCUCUGGACAGGAAAAGCCCCUCAGUGAGACAGCUGAGAGGCGGGCUGUUGCUGGUAGUGUCAAUCCAGCCUCCUCUAGGUCGAAGCCCGUCUCAUCCAAAACCCGCUCUGUAGAGAUGGAGUCUGUUUCAAGGAAGAAGGUCGGCUGUGUACGUCAGGAAAACGCCCGUCUGACUCUGCAGGAUGAGCAGCUCAUUGGUGACUUGGAUGCAAUACAGUAUGAAAUAGCUACCUCCAAGUCUCAGAGCUACCUCAGAGGCACUAGGGCUGGAGUUAACAACAGUGUGGCAAUCAUGAGUGAACAGAUUCGUCAGCUUGAAGCAGAGCUGGAGGCUCAGGCCAAAGAACUAAAGGCAGUAGAGCUGAGGGCCGAGUGUUGCGAGGAAGCCGCAGCUCACAGUGACAUUGUGGUGGCGACUCUUACUGAAGAGCUGAACACGCUCAGAGAGGAGCUGGAAAACAAGGCAGCCUUAGGAAAACGGGCGGAGCAACAGAGGAAUCAAGCACUUGAAAAUGCAGAGAAACUCAAAGAAGCUUUCAAAGAUUAUAAGGCUACAAUUUCUAUAAAGCUCAAAAAGGUGAUGGAGAGUGAAAGCAAGCUAAAAGAGAGUCUCGUUGAGAGUGGCAGAGAAAAAGAGGAGCUGGAGAUGAAGUGCACUGUGUUGGAGAGAGAGAAGGCAGAGCACAGCCAGACAAUUAGUAAGCUGAAGGAGGAGGUGAAGCAGUUUAACGCUGCGGCUUCUAACCUCCAAGCCCAAAUCGAAGAGGCUGGACGCAAAGCCUCGCAUCUGGAGCGGCAGCUUGUGGAGCGAGGUGCAGAGUGCAGGGAUGUGGCCUCUCUGCGCAGGGAGCUGGAAAACCUGCGAGCUCUGACUCACAGCCAGGAGCAGAGAGUGGCCCAGAGCCAAAAAGAGGCUCAGCAGAGCCAGACAGAGCUGGCCAGCCUGGAGGCCGUGCUGGCACUGCUGCAUCUACCAGAGGGUGCCAUGGGACAAAUCUGUGCCAGUCCUUGCAUGUUACCCCCAGUGAACUAUACAGGAGCUGCACACCUGAUGAAGCUCAAGCCAGGUGAAGGCUACCAGCAGCUGCUGCGAGUGCUGCAGUCGAAGGAAGCUGAGUGGCUGAAACAGAGCAGCCUGAUCGAGUCUCUUCAGGAGCGUCUGAGCAGAGCCCAGGAGGAAAUCUCCUCCCUGCAGAGCUCCAUGGCCCAAAGAGCCUCCCACUACCAGAGCCUCCACACAGAGCUGCUAGACAAAGUCAACCAAGCCACAGACAUGGAGAAAGAGUUAAAGAAAAAAAAGGCACGAGCUGCUGCGCUGGAAAAGCAGUUACAGGAGAAGACUUCGGCCUACAGUCUGGCUGCACUGAAGAACACUGAGCUGGAGAAUCAGCUACAGGAGAAGAGCAGCAGUUUGCAGCAUUACCAGUCACUGAUGACCAAAAAGCAACGAGAAUAUCAGCAGUCUCUGGAAAAGUGUAAACAGUCUCAUUCUCAUCAAUUCACGGAGCAGCAACAAAGAAUACAAAUGUUGCAGUUGUCUCUGGAAGAGGCUCACUCUCGGCUGGUGGAGAUGGAGCAGGAGUUGAGUUCACUCCAGAGGGAGCGAGACGGGGCUCAGAAAGCAGCUCUCUUGCUGCAGAGCUCUCUAGACCAGCUCACACAGGAGAAGCAGGUGGAAGUCAGGCAGAACGAAGAGUUGCUCCAGAGUUUCAAAGAGCAGGCAGCUGAUUCUGCAGCCAAGGUGUGUGAGCUACAGUCAUCUCUGUCAGCAUGCAGAAAAGAGAUGAACUCAUACUUGCAGCAGAUAGAGGAGAUGAAGAAGAACUAUGAGACCGAGCUGCAGAAGAAGAAGGAUAAGGUGUCCUCUCUGCAGGAGAAGCUCCACAGCACCACUCUGGUUUGUCAGCACUCCAGCGAGGAGAACCUGCAGCUGCAGCUUUCCCUCCAGCAGCAGCAGACCAUGCUGACUGAGAGCAGUGCUCGCGUUUCCGAGCUAGAGGAGAGCCAGAGCCAGCUGCACAGACAGGUGUCCAGUCUGGAGCAGCAGCUGGAACGAGCCCGGGCAUCUCUGCAGGAAGAAUUAAGGAAGAGACAGGAAGAUGCUCAGGUGAAGGAGAAGAACCUGCAGGAGAUAAACCAGCAGAAUGAACAACUCUCCGAGUCUGUGAGCCGCCUCACAUCAGAGGUGAAACAGUGCAGAGAGGAGCUGGUGUCCAAAGAGUCAGAGCUGGAGCAUCUGAGAAAGGAUGUUGUCAUUAAGGCUUCUCAGAUCAGUUGUAUGGAGGAGAGUCUGCAGCACAUGAAGAGCCAACUCAUCAGCAAGAAUGAAAUGGCUAUUGAUCUGGAGGAGCAGGUUCAUAGGUGUGAGGCAGAUCGGCUUAACUGUGUCCAGCAACUCCAGAUCUUAGAAGGGCAGCUGCAGACAGAGCAGGAAAAGUUGGCUGACACUCUGAAGCAACUACAGGAGCUCAAGGAUGUUUUACAGAGAACUCAAAAGGUUUCAGAUGAGCGGCAAGCCUCAGUGGAAAAACUGACUCUCCAACUGAGUGAGACCCAAAGAGAGUUGGAGGACCGAACUCACGAGGUCUUAGACAUGGACAACGCCCUGAGGGAAAGACAGGGGGAGCUCCAACAGAGAGCAAAGCUGCUUGGCCAACUGGAUGUGGCCAUCAAAGAGCACAAGCAGGAGCUGGAGAGGAAGGUGGAGUCUCUGCAGCAGAGCUUGGAAGCCAGAGAGAGAGAGCUGAGAGAUACACAGAGGGAGCUGAGAGACAGAAACACGAAGGAGUCCCGGGAGCUCAGCCAGCAGCUGUUUGCAUGUCAGCAAAAACUUCAAAAAGUUCUUAAAGAACUUGAAGAAACUCAGUGUCACCGUGAGGCCUUGACCAGAGAGCUGGAUGCUGCCAAGCUGCAGACCAAAGAGACGGAGGCCCAGCUGUGUAGUGUGAAGGAGGAGCUGACUCUGAAGGAGGUGCGCUGGCAGCAGUCAGAGGCCAGGCUGCAGAGCAUGGUUACCACUUUAGAGCAGGAGCUGGAGCUGGAGAAGGAGCAGCACAGCAAGGAGCUGGAGUCUCUUCAGGAGACUCGAGGCCAGCUCCUCAAAGUCUCAGAGCAGAUCUCCUCCACCAUGCGCUCCUCCCAGGAGCAGCUUUCUGCUAAACUUCAGCAGACCCAGGCUCAGCUUGAGGAAGCAACGGCCCACACUGAACAGACCAAAGCCCAGCUGGACCAAACUAAGGCGGAGCUGGAUCAUGCCCGGAACCGAGCCACUCGCCUCCAGUCACAGUUAGACACGAGCCAGGCCCAGCUCCUUCAGAGCAAAACUCAGCUGGAGCAGAGCAGGAUUCUGUACGAGCAAACCAGAGCCCAGAACAGUCAUCUCCAUGCACAGCUGGAGCAGCUGACUGCCCAGUUAAAUCAUACCAGAGUCCAGGCUGUACAGCUCCAGAAUCAGCUCCAUGCCUCUGAGAAGUCUGUGGAGACCUCCAGCGAUUCCCUCCUCCUCAAGGAGUCUGAGGUGACUCGUCUCCAGGCCAGGAUCUCCAGUUUGGGACGAGCUGCAGACCGACAAAAUCUGUAUAAUCACACACCGUCUCUCUCUGCUCUGCACAAAGUCACAGACUCUCCAGAGUGCUCCCUCGCUGCUCAUUCCCCUGAAUCCUCCCCCAAAAAGCUUCACAUGACUGUCAGCUCUCCUCAUGCUCACUCCACACAUAUACGCUCCCCAACACAUGCACAAACCUAUUUAUCACCGUCUGUUCACUCAUACCUUAAACCAACCUCAGCCCUUCACCUGUCUGAGAGCCACCAAAUAUGUGACUGGCUGCAGAGCAGCAGUAUUGAUUCCUCUUUGGACCUCUCUCAGAGCCUAAAGGUCACACUGAAAGAGGCUUUGAGUAAGCAACCGUGGGAAUCCUUGUCUCACUCAGUUUCCUCUUUACCAGACACAGUGGACCACAGUUGGCAGGGACUCAGUGCCACAGAUGCCACAGCAAUCUCUGAUAUCUCCUUUAACCCGCUCACAUACAUGGUUGACAAAGAAAGUGACAGAAACCCAGGGGUGGAGGCUACCUUGAUGGAGAAGGAUGAAGGUGAGCUGCUCACUGAUUCGAGGAGAGAGUCUGUGAGCACUCUGGUGGGUCAGGAAGAGGAGGUUGAUAUGAGUUCACUGACAGGCAUGCUGAAGUUUGUUAAUCAGACUUUGGCCAUGCAGGAAGAUCCCACUUUAUGGAAAUCCACCAAGCUACCACAGACCUGACACAGCCUCACAUCACAGGUAAAAACACUCAUCCAGAAACCUGUAUACUUGAAUUAUCUGUGGUGUGUCAGAGAUAAUAACGUGUUCAUUCAGGACCACAUCACACUUACUAAAAUAGAUCAUCAGAGCUUUUUAUUUAGACAUACAGCAUACAGUACCGUGUAUGUUUCUUUUUUGUUUUUAGUGGGACCUCGAUGCAUUUGAGCACAUUAAAUAUAAUCCUGUGCAUUUUCAUUAAGCCCGUCCUCCAGGUUUGUGUCUGUUAAAAGAUUAACUCUAGUAAAGACGACUGCUGCUUUAGCUACUGUGACAGUUUAAUGUAAAUGUAGCAUUCAUGUUUCAUGUCUUCUUACAACCAAUAUUUAUGUAUGUUU